Scaptodrosophila lebanonensis is the source of this 678-nucleotide messenger RNA. Its product is annotated as cytidine deaminase. The transcript has 2 exons. Gene Ontology annotation, cellular component: cytosol. NCBI's taxonomy places the organism in Eukaryota, Metazoa, Arthropoda, Insecta, Diptera, Drosophilidae. Bases 37 to 639 code for a protein of 200 amino acids. The record is from RefSeq and is a predicted model, not a curated record. Gene Ontology annotation, molecular function: cytidine deaminase activity; zinc ion binding.
UAGCCAAUAAUCUUUUUUCUUAAUCACUUCGGCAUAAUGCCCAAACGGAAUAGCCAUGAACGUCUGAGCAAGCGGCUCCAAAAGUAUCUGACCCGCCUCAACGAACUUAAGUUCGAGGUGGACAAGCGUCAGUGCUUGUCUGGACGAGAUGUUGUGCCGCCUAAGAAAAAAGUGCUCCCAGAAUGCAUCGUUCGAUUUUGUGAGCUGGACUUCGAAGGACGUCAAUUGGUGGAAGCGGCAUUAAUAGCUCGCCUGAAGGCCUAUGCACCCUACAGCAAGUUCAAGGUGGGCGCCGCCUUUCGCUCCAAGGCUGGCGACAUAUUUACCGGCUGCAAUAUAGAGAAUGUAGCCUUCACACCCAGCUGUUGUGCGGAGCGCACGGCCUUGGUUAAGGCCGUCAGUGAGGAGCACACAACGUUUACGGGUGGCGCUGUCGUUGCCUACCAUCCCGAUGCCUUCAUCACGCCCUGCGGCGUGUGCCGUCAGUUUAUAUUGGAGUUCGCGAAAAAGGACAUACCGAUAUAUGUUGCCAGUGCACCCGAGCAUGAUGAUGCGCUACCCAUGAUUGAGGACGAGCACAAGGUACUAAUCACAUCCAUAUAUAAUUUAAUGCCAAGGUCCUUCUCAUCCUUUGAGUAAAUGAAAUCAUCUAAAUAAAGCCGAAGCGAGAAAAAACUA